AUGGAAGCCAUGGAGUGUGGAGAGGCGGUGAGCUCAGGGGCUAGUUUGGGCCAGAGCAGGUCAGCCCCCUCAGCCCUCACUGACAACCCCCAGGCCAUGCUGACCGUGGUGGUGGAAGUGGAGCAAGGCAGAAGAUCGGGCCCUCAGGAGAAUUGUCACCCCACACUCCUCCUGGAGGGGCCCAAGAGCAUCUGCCUGCUUCAGCCCGGGACUCUAGAGACUCAGGAGGCAGAGCAGGAGCUGCUAGCACGAGUCCAGUCCACGCUGGGCUUGGUGGGCCAAGGGUACAGUGUGGCCCUGCUGCUUCGGGGUCGGGACACAGAGGCACCCCGGCUCGUGCCUCAGCUGCUGCAGAUGCUGUUUGAGGAAGCUCUGCCUCCCAGGGGCUCUGGUCCUGUGCUUAGUACUCUUAGCCUGGUGCAGCUCAGCCCCAGCGGGAAGACUCUGGACCUGCUCUCUCCAGGGACAGAGAACCUGUCAGUGCUGGAUGUGGCCCCUCUGGGUUUGGUGGUGGAAGACGCCACUGAAGUGGAGGUGUCUGACUCAAGAGCGGCCUCAGAGCUGUACUUGCAGGCCUCAGGGGGUGAAGGCAGAGACUGCCCCCUGCUGCAAGUGUUGGCUGGGAAGGUUGUUGGUGAGGAGGUGGAGGGCUCCCUGCCCUGGAUUGUCUCAUGGCUCCUGGAAGGAAACAACUACAGUGGCCUUCUUCUUCGCCUGGACCCUCAAGGCAGCUCGCUAAACUUGCUCCAUGCUGCUCUGUUGGGGGCCGCAGGAAGGAGGAUGCAGGUGAAAGAGGUGAGGCCCACCCUGUGGGAUGCAGUAGAAGAGGCCCAGGCCCGCCGGGCUGGCCUGAAGAGCCUGCGUUCAGGCCUCCUUGAGGACACCCUGACAGAUGGUGGGCUUAGCCAGUUGGGCAGGGCACUGCGGGAGCUGCAGGUAAGCAAGGUGAGGCCUGGAGGUGCCUGGGUGGUAAAAGCCUGGAGCCGGCCCCCAGGAAGCCGGAUGCUCAAAGGGGUCAAAGCUGAGGCCAUGGGGCUCCCAGAACCACUGGCCCAGCAGGCCCCAGAUGUGGCCCUGCAGUUCUUCCUGGCCCAGGCACAGAGACAGAGACUGCGAGAACAGCACCAAAUUUGGAUCCAAGAGGAACUGAAGCAUUUGGAACAGGAAGAGGAGAAAGUGGCAGGUGACCAGGUCAAAGACCUGGUGGCUGAAGAAGAGGUGAGGAGGAGGCAGAGAUGGCACCGGAAGCAGACAGUGUUGAGACUCCAGCUGGAAGCCCUUCGGGCAGAGCGAGAUGCUGCAGAGCAGGACCUGGUAGCCCUCUAUGACCUGCAUGUGCAGGCCGCCCGAGCCCAGACAUGCCAUGUGCUGCAGGUAUUCCAAGCCUGGCGACGGCUGUGCAAAGAGCAAACCAUGACCACAGAACAUCAUCACUGCAGCCUGCUGGCUGGAGUCCUGCAAGACACCAUCAACCUGGCCACAGAGAACGAGGAGCUCCGAGCCCAGAACCAGCAGCUUCGGCAGGGUGCAAAAUGGGCUGGGGUCAUGCUGGAUCCUUGCCCUGGGAAGAAAUCUGAUCAGGAAUCCUUCAGGAGCAGUUUCCCCUCUCCUCAUUCUUAACGGUCCUAAAAUGGAGAGGAAGUUGGGACCCAAUAACCAAGCUAACUCUCUUUAUGGAUAAUCAAUACCACCACUAACCAGGUCUCCUUGUAUCAGUCCCUGCUAAGCGCCUAAUAUCCAUUAUUUCCUUUAGCCUUUUCUACUCUAUAUAACUGUAGGUACUGUUAGACUCCCUUUUCAGAGAUAAGGCAACUCAAGCUAGGAGAGGUUAAGUAACUACCCAAAACAGUCUGCUAACGAGUGACAGAGCCAGAAUUCAGUUGGCUCUAAUUGGCUACAGUUCUACACUGCAGACAGUAGUGGUUCACAAGCUGCAGCGUGCAUCAGAAUCAACUAAGGAGCUUAUUUUAAAAACAAAAGAAAAAAGAGAAAAAGAGAUUCCUAAACCCCACUCCCUAAGAUUCUGCCUCAACAGGUCUAGGACUUUUUUUUGUUUGUUUUACAGGCUUACCAGGUAUUCAACCAAGGGAGCAGGGCCUGACAUUCCUUUGGCCAUAAGAGCAGAUGACAGGCAGGAAUAUCAGUGAGGGAUCCAGAGGAAAUUAGAAUCAAAAUCACACUGAGUCCUUAAGAGUUCUCUAGCCUAGAGUCCACAGUUUGUCCUGCUGGGCCCAGCACCUUCUAUUCUCAAGACUCCCUCCAAAUUCCCCAGGGCCCAAGUUUUGUGCUUCAGGAAAAUUUCAAAAGCUCUGUGACAUGGGGCCGGCCCCAUGGCCUAGUGGUUAAGUUCGCACACUCUGUUGCAGGCGGCCCAGUGUUUCGUCAGUU
This is a messenger RNA of Equus quagga, 2388 nucleotides long. RefSeq lists its product as uncharacterized. Lineage: Eukaryota; Metazoa; Chordata; Mammalia; Perissodactyla; Equidae. The record is from RefSeq and is a predicted model, not a curated record. The transcript is spliced from 12 exons. The coding region runs from base 1 to 1620 and encodes 539 amino acids.